This is a messenger RNA of Salvelinus sp. IW2-2015, 3297 nucleotides long. It is a transcript of the gene rin1a, whose product is annotated as Ras and Rab interactor 1a. The record is from RefSeq and is a predicted model, not a curated record. NCBI's taxonomy places the organism in Eukaryota, Metazoa, Chordata, Actinopteri, Salmoniformes, Salmonidae. Gene Ontology annotation, biological process: vesicle-mediated transport. Gene Ontology annotation, molecular function: guanyl-nucleotide exchange factor activity; small GTPase binding. Gene Ontology annotation, cellular component: cytosol; endocytic vesicle.
UUUAACCUUGGUUCAGGUUUGUUUCUCUCCCAAGUGUGAAUGGAAAAUAUAAGGAAGACAGCAGAGGAGUGCCAGGACCUUCUGAACUACAGCUUCACAGAGACUGGAGAGUCCCAGACAGACAUCAUGGCAUAUCCAGAGAUCUAGGACUAUUACAUUCUCUAUACUUUUGAAGUUUCAAUGGCAUUUGGAAAUUCAGGGAUCAGGUGGGAUUUACAGUAGGCUAUUCAGAAUAAUCUCUGGACGACAGGGGAUCGGGAGAUGAAGGUAUGCAAGAAGACCGCAGAUCAAGGAAGUGCCGCGCACAGAGUGGUACAGACCGAGCAGCACGCAAGGCAAAACGUGUCGGUAGAUAAGACGUGGAAACAAAUGCAGGAGGACCCGGUGUAUGAUUUCCCUGAGCCGGUAGGGAAGCCGAUAGGAGAGAGGCGGGCUUGUCUUCAGCGUAGCUCCCUGAAGAGCAUCAGUGUGCUGGACCGUCUGCUUCUCACACWCCCCGUCUGGCUGCAGCUGUCCAUCAACUCUGCUACCGCUCUGCACAUCCUACAGAGGGAGCCGCCUGGGACCUUUCUAGUGCGCAAGUCCAACACCUCYCAGAAGAAAGUGCUGUGUGUCAGGCUUGCAGAUGACUGCCUCCCCUCCUUUUUCAAACAAUUUGUCAUCCAGGAAUUGGACUCCACUUUCUCCUUGGAGAGAGCUGCUAUCAGUUUCCCUGACCUCUGCCGGCUCAUCGCCUUCUACUGUGUUAGCCGGGAUGUGUMGCCCUUCCCCCUGGAGCUCCCUGAGGCCAUAGUCAAGGCUUCAUCCCACAAACAGCUGGAGUCCAUCUCCCACAUGGGAGUGGAGUUCUGGAGCUCCCAGCUGAACUUCAGAGGUCCACGCAAUGGGCCCCCACGAGUGGAGGAGGCACCGCUGCCCCCUAGCCCCACCCCUGAGGAUUGUGCCACACCCGAGGAGAGCCCCACCCUGUUUCAAGAGUUCUGCUCCAUCCAAACACGCAGCCCCCGGGAGCUGAACUGUGGGGCAGCAGGCCAAGGGGCUCUCUGUUUCAUCAACCCACUCUUCCUGCAGUUCCAGACUGCACUGCACAGACGCCGCCACCAGUUUAAACGCAGCCUCAAGGUGCGUGUCUCCACUGAGAACUCUAGCCCCUUGUCCCCACCAUUUGCUCCUCCCCCUCCCCCACCUCUGCUGGCCAAGAAAAAGAGCAAGAAGGUCCAUCAGGCCAGUAGAGKWGUGGAGGCCAGAGUGGAGGGUGYGGGAGGGACAGCACCCGUCCAGGAGGACUCAGACUACUUGCAGCCAUGCUUGGUUCUUCCAGUUCUUCCYAAAAAGACCAGGGUCACACCCACACUGUCUCCCACUGCAGAGGAGGAUGACUACCAUGUUCCUAUAGGUCUCUUGCAGGGACUGGGCCAGGAGAAAGGAGGUGAGGGGGAGGAGGUGAGUGAGGAGGUGGAUCUCUUGCUGGAGCAGAGAUAUGCUCCCUCCRUGAGUGAGCUGGACAGCAGCAGUUCCCUCAGCAGCUUGGAGGAGGCAGAGGAGAACUCAGAGCGACCUCCCCUCACCAGGGGAACAAGUAACCCCUCACCCCCAUGCACCUCUCCCGCUCGUCAGCCCGUCUCAGCCAUGCGCAAGCUUAGUGCAGCCUUUGUGUCCUUCUUUGUGCCUGAGAAGUGCGUGACGAGGCUGGUGGAGGACCUGUCCCGUGACAAGAGGACUGCGUUUGGUCUCCUGGUGCAGGACUUCCUCAGGCAGCAGCGCGAGGUGAUCAAGCCUCAGUGCCAGAGAUCUGGCAUAGAGCUACUGCAGGGCAUCCGUCUCUUCCUCUCCCAGGCCAAGACCUUCCUGCUGGACUGUGGAGACCUACAGCCCCCCAUUGAGACCAUGGUGCAUGAUGAUGAGAAAGACCUGGUGCUGGAGAAAGCCAUGUUCCGCUGUGUGCUGAAACCUUUGAAAGGACAGAUAGAUGGGACACUGCAAACUUUGCAUGAGCGAGACCGCUCCACCCAAAGCAUGGCAGAGAGCCUGGCUAAGGCUAGGGGAAAGACCCCGUUGGAGUGUUUUGGAGUGCGGGUGGGAGUGCCGGAUGCUGCCAAUGUGGAGAAGGUGCGGCAGAAGUUAGCUCUCAUGAGGCGGGCRUACUCUCCCAUUGACAAGGUUGUGCUGCUCCUGCAGGUCUGCAAGCUCAUCUAUAAAGCCAUGAAGGACAAUUCAGGCCAGGAGUUCGGUGCAGAUGACUUCCUGCCAGCCUUGUCCUAUGUCCUCGUACAGUGUAACAUGCCUGAGCUGUCUGUGGAGGUGGAGUACAUGAUGGAACUGCUGGAGUCAUCAUGGCUCAAAGGGGAGGGUGGGUACUACCUGACCAGUGUGUAUGCCAGCCUGUGCCUGAUCCAGAGCAAGCCUGAAGUAGUACCCUCCAGUGGGCUGACCCGCGAGGCCAGAGACUCUUUGAAAGACUGGAGCCGGCGCCGGAGCCUCCAGGCGCAAAGCCAGAAAAACUUACGACAGCAACUGAGGUGUGUCAGGGUUCUGUUUCUAGAUGGAGAGAACAGCUGGAUGAAAACCCUGCAGUGGAGAGCAGGAGUUAGUGGGGGGGCCCUGACCCAGCUCUGUGCUGCUAAAUUUGGGGUGGACAACCCAGAACUGUACAAACUGUACUGGCGGAGAGAGGGGGAGAUCAAAGCCCUCCCAGCACAGGCCCAGAUCCAGGACCUACAGGGCCAAGGCAGCAGUGGGACACCCCUCAUAUACCAGCAAGCCAACCAGGAUCAACUCAAGACUCGCAAACUAAACAGAGAGGAGGCGGUGGACCUUAUGGGAUUACCUUGAGAGGUCCACUUUGGUAUCCACACAUUAUUGACCGAUUUUCUUAAACCACUCAACUGCAAGAAAGAAUUGCUUUGUACUUUAUUAUUAAACMAUUUAAAUGAACAUUUUCUGAAUGGAGAUUGCAGACCUGCCAACCCUGUCCAACUUUUCAGAUUACCAGACGCGCGCGGCAAAUUGGAGAUUCAUCUCGCAAAUCUAGUGCGAAGGCAUUUUAGAAGCAUUGCCUCUAUAGCUAAUACCGGACUCUCAUUCAUUCUUCAUCGCGCAGUCUUCUAAACUCCCGACUCCAUUUAAUGCCAAUAUGUUUAUAUUUAUUUGUGAUUAUACUUUUGUAAUGCUUUUUGUGACCUGGAUCAUAAUUAGUUAGUCUCAGGUUGCGUGAACCUCGUAAUGUUACGUGGAAAACACAACUAAUGGGACGCAGAAUUAAAUGUAUAUCACACUCGCACAAAUGCGACCAGUUAU